Messenger RNA from Rana temporaria (common frog), 2819 nucleotides. It is a transcript of the gene G2E3, whose product is annotated as G2/M-phase specific E3 ubiquitin protein ligase. The record is from RefSeq and is a predicted model, not a curated record. Gene Ontology annotation, cellular component: nucleus. The coding region runs from base 160 to 2301 and encodes 713 amino acids. Lineage: Eukaryota; Metazoa; Chordata; Amphibia; Anura; Ranidae. Gene Ontology annotation, molecular function: ubiquitin-protein transferase activity. The transcript is spliced from 16 exons.
GUGUGGGGAGGGCUGCGUCCGGGAGCGACCGGAUGUUAGGAUUUGAAUUGUGUGGUAAAUUCGAACACAGAGUUGGAAGGAGAAGGGAACGUAUAGUAUACUGGGGAAGAGGGAGCUACCGGCCCGGGGGACCGGCUUCCAGCACUGUACAGUCCCACAAUGAGCCAGCAUAGGACUCCAUCCAAGGACCUGCCACUGUACAGUCCCACAAUGAGCCAGCAUAGGACUCCAUCCAAGGACCUGCCCUGCAUGCUUUGUGGAAGAACUGAAAACUGCAUAGAGAAAUAUGGCGAGAAGAAGACCUACGCAGAGCAUAACUUGACUUUGCACUAUCACUGUUUGUUGCUUUCCAGUGGUAUUUGGCAGCGGGGUGAAGAGCAUGAAGGCAUACAUGGCUUCUUGGUUAGUGACAUUAAGAAAGAGCUGAAUAGAGCCAAGAGACUGAGGUGUCGUAUUUGUAAAUUGGCAGGAGCUUCCAUUGGCUGUGUGAUUUCUCGGUGUAAACGCAGCUACCACUAUCCUUGUGGCCUGGAAAAGCAGUGUGUAUUCCAGUUUAUGGAUAGCUUCAGGUCAUACUGCUGGGAACAUCGACCGGUGCAAACAUUUCCACGAAGUGAACCAAAUGAAUCUUCAGUCUGCACAAUUUGCUUGGAACCAGUGAACCAUGUUCCUUCUUACCAUGUCUUACGAGGACCUUGUUGCAAAACAUCAUGGUUUCAUAGAGAAUGUCUGCAGUACCAAGCACUUAGUGCUGGAUUAUUUUUCUUCCGCUGCACAGUAUGCAACAACAAGGAUCUGUUUCAAGAAGAGAUGCUACAUAUGGGAAUCCAUAUUCCAGAAAGAGAUGCCUCGUGGGAAUUGGAGGAAAACGCUUUUCAAGAGCUUUUGGUCAGAUACGAGCGCUGUGAUGUUAAAAAGUGUGUGUGCCGAUUUGGCCGGGAAUAUAAUGAACCAGAUAGCAAAUGGGAGAUUCUGCGCUGCCAGUGCUGUGGAUCCUGUGGUACACAUAUGGCUUGCUCCUCGAUAGAACACAUGAACCAGACAUGGGAAUGCUCAGACUGUCACAUUGUCCGCUGCACACCAGUAAAACGACCACACCCCUCCUCCCAUAAUGCAUCUGAUAAUGCAGAAACUGGGGUUGCACAGCCUUCACCAAAAUGCCCCAGGCGAUCAAAAACGCCCAGGAGAAUUAUUUUAAAACAAAUUCAAAUGGAAAACAGGCAAAUAUUUGACAUUCUGCAGGAAUUGAGAUCUCAGAUCAUGAACUCCGUGUGUAUGAUAAAAGUGAAUACGACGUCCCUUUGGAAAAGUUCCAUUUGCUGCUUCCUUAAAAGCACCUUUUCUCCAUGUAGCACCCUACAUGUAUCCAUCACAGAUGACAAUAAAAAUGAAAGCCAGCAAGCAGACAUGUCCCUUUCUCAGUAUUUCAAAAAUGUGCUCAACGACAUUGAGAACUCUGAUGUUUUUGAGGGAUCUGAACGGAAGAAUCUUUCUUUAAAUCCAGAUGCUCUGCACGAUAACCUGUACUACGAAGCUGGUAGGAUGCUGGCGAUUGCUUUAGUACAUGGAGGGCCAGCUCCAGGAUUUCUUUCCCAAACACUCUUUUCUUGCCUGAUCUAUGAUUCCCAGCAUGUUCAGCCAGUGUUAGAGGAUGUAGCAGAUCGUAAUAUCUUGGAAACAAUACUAACGAUUCAGUCUUGCCAGAGGAUUAAUGAGUUAAAGGCAGCUAUUGUCCAUUACUACGAUUACCUGCAGAAGACUAAUACAUUGCGCCUUGUACAGAAUGUAAGUGAUAAAGUUCCCCUGGUGAAAAACAUGCUAACGUACCAUGUCAUUCGCAGAGUGCAGGAACCACUUGAAAGCUUUAAACAGGGUUUACAGACACUAGGUGUACUUGAGAAGAUCCAAGCUUAUCCAUCCGCCUUUUGGAGUGUCCUUUGCAUGAAGCCUGAAAGGCUAACUGCCAAAGCUUUGGCCGAAUUAUUCACUGUUACUCAUUAUGCAGACCCAGCCAACAUUCAGAAGUAUAAUUCUGUCAACCUUUGGAAGGAGUAUCUUCAAGACACAGAAGAUGGAGUCACCUCUGUUUCACUGGAAAGCAUUCUGAGUUUUGCAACGGGUUUGGACCACAUACCUCCAGCUGGUUUUCAUCCACAACCAUCCAUUCUGUUUCAUUACAAACCUAUUAUUCCCACAGCAUGGAAAAACAAGAAUUGUAUUGAAGUUCCAGGAAAGAAUGCCUACCGCGCGUUCAGAAAAAGCAUGGACAAGGCCAUCUGUGAUGCACUGUGCAAAACAUAGCAUUCUUAUAUAUUUGUUGUGUUUCUUGCUGCUGUGUCAUACCUCUCAGACCUGGUGGUGGAGGGUACAUGUGGCUCAUAACAAUGACUUUAGAAGUGAUUGGCCACAAUUUAAUACAUAUAUUUGUGUAUAUGUAUGUGCAAUCCCUCCAUGGGGAUGUGAGGACACUGCACUUCCUUGUUAAUCCUUUUUUCUUUUCUAAUUGAGAACUGAUUUUAAGGGUUACCUAAAUAGUUCAGACCUAUUGUCUUAGGUGCAUAUUUGGUGCUUUUUGUUUCCAGAAGUGUAUGUUGUAGUAUUCUGUAAUUUUUUUAUUUAAAAAAAAAAAAUGUUUUUAGAAGAGUAAUAUUCCACUCUUUUAUGAUAGACAGUAAGCAUAGGAAAAAAAAUCCUGAUCAAUAUAAAUAGGCAUUAGGUUUCUGGGGAAUAGACUGCUAAUUGUGACUUUGCUGCCAAAUAAUCAAGCUGCUAAAACAGCCACUGGGCAUGAGAAUAAAGAACUUCAACUUUUCCAUUUU